Molecule: messenger RNA, 3569 nt
Organism: Rhopalosiphum maidis (corn leaf aphid)
Lineage: Eukaryota; Metazoa; Arthropoda; Insecta; Hemiptera; Aphididae
Gene: Uba1
Product: ubiquitin-like modifier-activating enzyme 1
Exons: 2
Coding region: 420-3554 (1044 amino acids)
Biological process (GO): protein sumoylation
Cellular component (GO): SUMO activating enzyme complex; cytoplasm
Molecular function (GO): SUMO activating enzyme activity
Source: RefSeq, a predicted model, not a curated record
CACCACCACCGCAACCAUCACAGUCACAUAAUUCGCUAUCGCCGGUUACGACAUUACAGUGAUUAUAUAUUUAUAAUAGUAUUUCAACAAAAUAAUAUAUUUUAAUAUUAAUUAAUUUAUUAUUGUUAUUCGUCGUCGGGAAUUCCGCGGCAUUAUAGUUAAAUAAUAAUAUAACGUAAUAUCUAUUGCCAAUCGCCGCCACCGCACAAUCGUCGUUAUCAUCGCGUUGAACGUUGAAUAUUUUUUUUUGUUUUUUCCCCCCCGACAUUGCACACAAUCGUUGCUAGUGAAAACUUCAUUGGAUUUCCGCUUUCCCGUAACACAUUGCGACAACAGUGCGCGUAUACCGUUAUCGUCGUGACCGUAUUAAUAACAACAUCAAAGGCCGUGCACUCCACGAUUAGUUUCUGUAUUGUCCGAUGUCUGGUGCUGAAGUACUAGACACCACCUGUGAAUUGCCGGCCAAGAAGCGUAAACUGGCUUCCGGUGAAUCGUCUACAGUGACCAUCGACUCAGCACCGAGAAAUCAGGUAACAAUGUCGAAUAACGGCGUAGAGGAGAUCGAUGAGGGCCUAUACUCGCGGCAGCUCUACGUCUUGGGCCACGAAGCUAUGCGCAAGAUGGCCACUUCUGAUGUGCUGAUUAGCGGGCUCGGUGGUUUAGGCGUGGAAGUCGCCAAGAAUGUCAUACUCGGUGGAGUUAAAUCGGUUACGUUGCAUGAUUCCGUUGUAUGCACUUACAGUGACCUAUCAUCGCAGUUCUAUCUGUCCGAAAGCGAUAUCGGCAAGAAUAGGGCAGAGAUCAGUUGCCCCAAGUUGGGUGAACUAAAUUCUUAUGUGCCCGUCAAGGCGUACACUGGAAUCUUGUCUGAAUCGUAUCUCAAACAGUUUAAAGUUGUUGUUUUGACUGAGACAACAUUAGACGAACAGUUGCGCAUUUCAGAAAUUACCCAUCAGAACAAUAUUGCCUUAAUAGUUGGUGAUACGAGGGGUGUAUUUGCUCAAGUGUUCUGUGACUUUGGUGAAGAUUUUACUGUAAUCGACACAACUGGUGAAAAUCCAAUUUCAGUAAUGGUUGCUGGUAUCACCAAAGAAGAACAAGGAGUAGUUACUUGUAUGGAUGAGUCUCGACAUGGUUUUGAAGAUGGAGAUUAUGUAACUUUUCAGGAAGUACAAGGUAUGACUGAAAUAAAUGGCUGUAAACCAAAAAAAAUUACUGUUUUAGGACCAUAUACAUUUAGUAUUGGUGAUACUACAUCUUACUCAGACUAUAUUAAAGGUGGUAUUGCCACUCAAGUGAAAAUGCCAAAAAAAUUAAGUUUCAAAUCAUUGAAAGAUUCCUUAGCUGAACCAGAAUAUCUCAUUUCUGAUUUUAGUAAAUUUGAUAAGCCUUCUCAAUUACAUCUAGCAUUUAUAACUUUUCACAAGUUUGUCUCAGUCAAUGGUCGUUUACCUAUUCCUUGGAGUUCUGAUGACGCAGAUGAAUUUUUAAAAUUAACUAAAAAUGUAAAUACUGAUUCCAUCGAACUUGAUGUUGAUCUAAUAAAAGUAUUUUCAAAAGUCUGUGCUGGUAAUAUUAAUCCAAUGACAUCUUUUAUUGGUGGUAUUGUUGCUCAAGAAGUCAUGAAAUCAUGUUCUGGUAAAUUCAGUCCAAUAUUUCAAUGGCUUUACUUUGAUGCUACUGAAUCUUUACCAGAAGAAGUUACUGAAGAAGAUGCCAAGCCUAUUGGUAAUCGUUAUGAUGGCCAAGUCUCCAUUUAUGGGAGAAAGUUCCAGUCGAUUUUGGGAAAUUUGAAAUAUUUUGUUGUAGGAGCUGGAGCUAUUGGAUGUGAAUUGUUGAAAAACUUUGCAAUUAUGGGUGUUGGAUGUGGUAAUGGUAAAAUCUAUGUUACUGAUAUGGAUUUAAUUGAAAAAUCUAAUUUGAACAGACAGUUUUUGUUUAGAGCUCAAGAUGUACAAACAUCAAAAUCUGAAACGGCUGCUAAAGCAAUUAAACGUAUGAAUCCAUAUGUGAAUGUUGAACCACAGACAAAUAGGGUCUGUCCAGAAACAGAGCAGACUUAUAAUGAUACCUUUUUUGAAAAUUUGGAUGGUGUUGCUAAUGCUUUGGAUAAUGUUGAUGCUCGUAUAUACAUGGACAGACGUUGUGUUUUCUAUAAAAAACCACUUUUAGAGUCUGGAACUUUAGGUACAAAGGGUAAUACUCAAGUUGUAAUACCAAACUUGACAGAAUCUUAUAGCACAUCUCAAGAUCCUCCAGAAAAAAGCAUACCGAUUUGUACCCUUAAAAAUUUUCCCAAUGCUAUUGAACAUACAUUACAGUGGGCUAGAGAUCUAUUUGAAGGACUUUUCAAACAAACUCCUGAAAAUGUAAAACAAUUUUUAGAAGACCCUACUUUCAUUGAGCGUACAAAUCGUUUACCUGGACUUCAACCAGUUGAAAUUAUGGAUUCUGUAAGGUCGUCAGUUGCAGAACGCCCUAAAAAUGUUGAUGACUGUAUUGAAUGGGCUAGAAAGCAUUUUGAAGAUCAAUUUACAAAUCAAAUCAAACAAUUGUUAUUCAAUUUUCCACCAGAUCAAACAACAUCUAGUGGUCAACCGUUUUGGUCAGGACCCAAACGUUGUCCAAAACCAAUUAUAUUUGAUGUAAAUAAUACAUUACAUUUGGAUUAUAUUUUGACAGCAGCUAAUUUAAGAGCAGAAACAUAUAAUAUUAAUCAAAUAAGGGAUCGUGUUUAUGUUGCCAAUGUUGUAUCUUCGGUUAAAGUUCCUGAGUUUGUCCCUAAGUCUGGUGUAAGGAUUGCUGAAAAUGAUUCACAGAUAACUAAUGGGUCAUCAAAUUAUGACCAAAGUAAACUGAAUAAAAUUCAAAAAGAUUUACCAUCAACAGACUCUCUAAAAAACAUAAAAAUUGUUCCUUUAGAAUUUGAAAAAGAUGAUGAUGAUAACUUACAUAUUGAUUUUAUUGUAGCAGCAUCAAAUUUAAGAGCUACAAAUUAUGAUAUUCAACCUGCUGAUAGACAUCGAAGUAAACUCAUUGCUGGUAAAAUUAUUCCAGCAAUCGCUACAACAACAUCUGUUGUUGCUGGUCUCGUUUGUCAGGAAUUCAUUAAAUUAGCUCGGGGAUUGAAAGAUUUGGAAAAGUACAAAAAUGGUUUUGUAAACUUAGCUUUACCCUUCUUUGGUUUUUCUGAACCUUUAUUAGCACCAAAAUCCAAAUAUUAUGAUAUUGAAUGGACUUUGUGGGAUCGUUUUGAAGUGGAAGGUGAACUUACGUUAAAUGAAUUCUUAAAUUAUUUCAAAGAUAAACAUGCUCUAGAAAUCACUAUGCUUUCUCAAGGAGUUUGUAUGCUAUAUUCAUUUUUUAUGCCUAAAGCAAAAAGGGAAGAGCGUAUCAAUACUAAAAUGUCUGAAAUUGUACGCAAUGUAUCAAAGAAAAGGAUUGAACCACAUGUAAAAUCAUUAGUUUUCGAAAUAUGUUGCAACAACACUGAUGGUGAUGAUGUGGAAGUACCUUAUGUUAAGUACAAUUUGCCAUCAGACUUCCAAUAUUAAAAGAUUAUGUGUCAA